Molecule: messenger RNA, 1449 nt
Organism: Mollisia scopiformis
Lineage: Eukaryota; Fungi; Ascomycota; Leotiomycetes; Helotiales; Mollisiaceae
Exons: 11
Coding region: 148-1188 (346 amino acids)
Source: RefSeq, a predicted model, not a curated record
ACACACCAUCUGCUCGAAUCUGCAGUCAAUCGUUCCUGGUUCCAGACCGACGUCGGUAUCCGUCUUCUGCCCGCUCGCUCGCAGAUUACAAUUUGAUUGUGUUCUCGGUACAAUCGUUUCCAGUUUUGCGCCAACAACAAAAGAGCUAUGGUGUUGAGUAGAAAGCUUCUGGCUGUGGUCGGCUUGGUGGGGUUGUCUCACGGACAAUAUGUGAACACAACAAGUUCGGCUGUCGAGGUGCAACAGAAUAAUUACAAGUCAACAUCGAGUUCUACUCCUUGGAAAUCGUCGACGAGCUCUACACCCUGGAAAUCAUCAACAUCGAGCUCCACGCCGUGGAAGUCGUCGACAUCGAGUUCUAUAUCCUCUAGCUCCACUCCUUGGACAUCGAGUACUACGUCUCCAGGGACAUGUGCUGCAUCAACGAUUACUGUCACUUCGGUGCAGACUGGAGAGUGCUCUCCCGUGACUGAGACGGAAACCUGCACGGAAACUAUAACUUCCACGGAAACUUGCACGGAAACUGUGACUGCUUCAUUUACAGUGACUCAGGAGUUUUACUCGACUAUUACUUCGGAUAUCUACUACACUCAAACUCAAACAGACAUUGAGACAAGUGACAUUUACUAUACUCAGACAGAGAUUGAGACAAGCGAUAUCUACUACACGUCCACGGUCGAAAGUGACGUUUAUGUCAGUGUAACUUAUACAGCAACGGAUGUCAUUACGAGCGAUGUGUACUACACAGUUACCACAGCUUCCGAGAACGAUAAGUACAUUAGCGUCACCGAGACAGACGUGGUCACAUCGGACAUUACAGACACUGCCGUUGUUACGUCGAUUUCUGUUUCUGAUUACACCACAACCGAUGAGGAGACAACAACGACCACUGCUUGGUCUAUUACGACUCAAACUGAUAUAGUAACCACUUCUUUUCCAUACAACGUGACCAUAACCGAUUCCUACGGAUACACCGUUACUUCGACAGCAUGGAGUACAACCACAACUACGUGUGUUGAAGUUUAUUCUACAACGAUUCCGACAACGACAACAGCUAUCGAAACAGAUUAUAUAACCAGUUAUAUUACCACAACGACGACGUGUAUUGAGCCAACCACUCUUCGCUCUGAAGAUCUCGACCAAGAUUCCAGCGAAUCUGCCGCUACCCAUGCCAACUGGAUGAUUUGAGUUCCAUCAAGCGUCAAGACUCGAUUCAGGCAUUGCUUUGAUUUGGUGAAUCUUGAUAUUGUAGUCACGUGACGCAAUAUCCCCCUUUUAACCACCUGCAGACUUGCGAGCCGUUGAGCCGUUGAGCGCUCGCUGCUUGCUUGGCUAUCUUCCAUGCUAGAAGUUAUAAUUCAGAAAUAUAUCGUCGAGGGCAAUGUCAAGAGUUGGCAACAUUUGAGCUCGUGUUGUCAAUUUUUCCUUUCAGCAUAUUCUCACUUUCUU